Molecule: messenger RNA, 3775 nt
Organism: Carlito syrichta (Philippine tarsier)
Lineage: Eukaryota; Metazoa; Chordata; Mammalia; Primates; Tarsiidae
Gene: NPAS2
Product: neuronal PAS domain protein 2
Exons: 21
Coding region: 40-2538 (832 amino acids)
Biological process (GO): regulation of transcription by RNA polymerase II; circadian regulation of gene expression
Cellular component (GO): cytoplasm; nucleus; CLOCK-BMAL transcription complex
Molecular function (GO): RNA polymerase II cis-regulatory region sequence-specific DNA binding; protein dimerization activity; DNA-binding transcription factor activity, RNA polymerase II-specific
Source: RefSeq, a predicted model, not a curated record
CGCCUGUCUCCUCCCACAGAGGAAAAAAAAAGGUCACGUAUGUUUGGAAAAAUAUGUAGGAAACACUGCAGAGAAAAUCUAAUGGAUGAAGAUGAGAAAGACAGGGCCAAGAGAGCUUCUCGAAACAAGUCUGAGAAGAAGCGUCGGGACCAGUUCAAUGUUCUCAUCAAAGAGCUUAGCUCCAUGCUUCCUGGCAACACGCGGAAAAUGGACAAAACCACCGUGUUGGAAAAGGUCAUCGGAUUCUUGCAGAAACACAAUGAAGUCUCAGCACAAACGGAAAUCUGUGAUAUUCAGCAGGACUGGAAGCCUUCAUUCCUCAGUAAUGAAGAAUUUACCCAGCUGAUGUUGGAGGCAUUAGAUGGCUUCAUUAUUGCAGUGACAACAGACGGUAGCAUCAUCUAUGUUUCCGACAGCAUCACGCCUCUCCUUGGGCAUCUGCCGUCGGAUGUCAUGGAUCAGAAUUUGUUAAAUUUCCUUCCAGAACAAGAACAUUCAGAGGUUUAUAAAAUGCUUUCUUCCCAUAUGCUUGUGACGGAUCCCCCCUCCCCAGAAUACUUAAAAUCUGACAACGAUUUAGAGUUUUAUUGCCAUCUUCUCAGAGGCAGCUUGAACCCAAAGGAAUUUCCAACUUAUGAAUACAUAAAAUUUGUAGGAAAUUUUCGCUCUUACAACAAUGUGCCUAGCCCCUCUUGUAACGGCUUUGACAACACCCUUUCAAGACCUUGCCGGGUGCCCCUAGGAAAGGAGGUCUGCUUCAUUGCCACCGUUCGCCUGGCAACUCCACAAUUCUUAAAGGAAAUGUGCAUAGUUGACGAACCUUUAGAGGAAUUCACUUCAAGGCAUAGCUUGGAAUGGAAAUUUUUAUUUCUGGAUCACAGAGCCCCUCCAAUCAUAGGAUACCUGCCUUUUGAAGUACUGGGAACCUCGGGCUAUGACUACUACCACAUCGAUGACCUGGAGCUCCUGGCCAGGUGCCACCAGCACCUGAUGCAGUUUGGCAAAGGAAAGUCAUGUUGCUACCGAUUUCUGACCAAAGGUCAGCAGUGGAUUUGGCUACAGACUCACUACUACAUCACCUACCAUCAGUGGAACUCCAAGCCCGAGUUCAUCGUGUGCACACACUCAGUGGUCAGUUAUGCAGAUGUCCGGGUGGAAAGGAAGCAGGAGCUGGCUGUGGAAGACCCACCGUCCGAGGCCCUCCGCCCCUCAGCCCUGAAGGACAAGGGCUCAAGCCUGGAACCUCAGCAGCACUUUAAUGCACUUGACGUGGGUGCCUCGGGCCUUGAUGCCAGCCAUUCACCCUCAGCGUCUUCAAGAAGUUCCCACAAAUCCUCACACACAGCCAUGUCAGAACCCACCUCCACUCCGACCAAGCUGAUGGCAGAGGCCAGCACCCCGGCUUUGCCAAGAUCAGCUACCCUGCCCCAAGAGUUACCGGUGCCCGGGCUCAGCCAGACAGCAACGAUACCGGCCCCGCUGUCUUCCCCGUCACCCUGUGACCUCUCACAACAACUCUUGCCUCAGACCAUUUUGCAGAACCCACCUACUCCCAUGGCACAGUUUUCAGCACAGUUCAGCAUGUUCCAGACCAUCAAAGACCAGCUGGAGCAGCGGACAAGGAUCCUGCAGGCCAAUAUCCGGUGGCAGCAGGAAGAACUCCACAAGAUCCAGGAGCAGCUCUGCCUGGUGCAGGACUCCAAUGUCCAGAUGUUUCUGCAGCAGCCAGCUGUGUCCCUGAGUUUCAGCAGCGCCCAGCGGCCUGAGACUCAGCAGUUACAGCAAAGGUCAGCUGCCGUGACCCAGCCCCAGCUUGGAGCCGGUCCCCAGCUUCCAGGGCCCGUCACCCCUGCCCAGGUUGCAAGCCAGCACCUGCUUCGAGAAUCAAGUGUGAUAUCCACCCAGGGCCCAAAGCCCCUGAGAAGCUCCCAGCUGAUGCCGGGCAGCGGCCGCUCCGUGGGCAGUGUGGCACCCCAGUUCAGCAGCGCCGCGGCCGUGCUCCCGCCGAGUCUGAAUCUGACCACGCCUGCUUCCACCUCCCAUGAUGCCAGCCAGUGCCAGCCCAGCCCAGACUUCAGCCACGACCGGCAGCUCAGGCUGUUGCUGAGCCAGCCCAUCCAGCCCAUGAUGCCUGGGUCCUGUGACGCGAGGCAGCCCUCGGAGGUCAGCAGGACGGGACGGCAAGUCAAGUAUGCACAGAGCCAGACUGUGUUUCCAAGUCCAGACGCACACCCCGCCAGCAGCAGCAGCAGCGCCCCGACCCCCGUCCUGCUGAUGGGGCAGGCGGUGCUGCACCCCAGCUUCCCCGCCUCCCAGCCGUCACUCCUGCAGCAGCCACCACAGCACUACCUGCAGGUCCAGGCGCCAACCUCUUUGCACAGUGAGCAGCAGGACCCGCUGCUCCUCUCGACUUACUCGCAACCGCCAGGGACCCUGGGCUAUCCCCCGCCACCCCCGGUGCAACCCCAGCCCCCGCGGACCCCCCGGAGGGUCAGCAGUCUGUCUGAGUCGUCAGGCCUCCAGCAGCCGCCCCGGUAGUGCCGGGCACUGAGACUGGGAUGCAAUCAGCUUUAACCAAUGGACGAGGAGGGGUGGCCAUGGGAGAUGGGGGAGGAGUGUGAACUAGACCCUUGGCAUCUAUUCACACACUGCAUACAUUUCAGAGCUCCUGGGUGGGAACCAUCUGUGGAGUGCAACAGCCGGCAAAGUGGAAAUGGUCAGGAAUGCCGGCCGUGUGUCCCUUGUCUCCGAGGUCCCCGGUCACACUCUACAGUCAGAGUGGGCAGGAACCUAGAGUCCUGUGUGGGUGUCAUGACUCAGUUUACCUUCGGAUAUGGCGCGCUCACUGCAUCCCCUGAGAGUGAGCUGGUUACACUAGCCGGCUGCGGCCCAUCCAUCCGCGCUUGGCUGGCCUUCGCUGUCCGGGUCAUCCUUCCUUUGUAUUCGAGAAGGACUGGGUCAGAGAUCUGUUGGAGAGAGAGAGAAUAAAGAGGUUAUUUUUCAUUAUUUUUAAAUGGUUGUUUUUGUUUUAAUUUGCACAGCUGCACAGAGGAAAUAACUUAGGCACUUUCUGUUUUUAAAAAUAAUAAGGUCUCUGACUUCAUUCGGAGACCACAGUAACAAAAACAGCCCACCAAUCAGAUAGAGAAGCUGGCCAUUAUUAACCAAGCUACAGAUUCACACCCUUCCCGGCCUGCACCCUAAUGGGCUGAGGCUUUUUGCCCCAUGCCGUGCUGGUGGUUUCUCCCCUAAAUAUAACACUGGGCAAUUUCCUGUUUACUUCAUUGAUCGCAACUACCAAGGUGGACUCAGAGCAAAGCAGUCAGGCCAGCUGACAUUCCAGAACUCUGGUGGGAACGCGACGCCUGUGAGGGAGAGGUUUCGGAGCCGGAUGGGCCUGGGGGGCUCUAGUCUCCGAGGAACCCCGCCAUGUGCUGGCCCUUUGAGUGAGAAUGCUGCAUCUUUCUACAUAUCUUUCAUGAGAAGACUGAGAAUUGGAUUUUCCUUUUCAGAAUGCACUUUGCUUUUUUUGUAUGUUUUGUUAUGUUGAUAUGUUUCUAAAGAAAAGAUUUUAUGUAAUUAUAAGAUGAAGCGUAGUGAAUUGUACAGCUGUUGUAAUAAUGACCUAUUUCUAUAUAAAAUAAAAUUGUAUGGAUUAUGUGUAAAUUAUUUUGUAUCUGAGACACCAGUUCCUUUCCCAAAUAUAAAAUUAUAAAAGUUUUCUUGUGUUUUUCUGUGAGUGGACAUUUUGUAAUAAAUUAACAAAUUUGUACAA